UAUAUAACAUAUGCCCCUCUCUUAUGUUCCUCUUACAGUCCAUUCUGUCUCCACCUCUGCAGUCUCUCAUUAAGUCAAAAUGAGUGAAGUUGAUGGAAGCCAUCGACCAGUUCCGCGCCUGAAUGAGAGGAUUCUUUCCUCCUUGUCAAGGAGAUCUGUUGCUGCUCAUCCUUGGCAUGAUCUUGAAAUUGGACCUGAAGCCCCCCAAAUUGUCAAUUGCGUCGUUGAGAUAACAAAGGGAAGCAAGGUCAAGUAUGAGCUUGACAAGAAGACUGGACUCAUUAAGGUUGACAGGAUUUUAUACUCAUCUGUAGUCUAUCCUCAUAACUAUGGCUUCAUUCCCCGAACGUUAUGUGAAGACAAUGAUCCGAUUGACGUAUUAGUUCUCAUGCAGGAACCAGUCGUUCCCGGUUGCUUUCUACGUGCAAGAGCCAUUGGACUGAUGCCCAUGAUUGACCAGGGAGAAAAAGAUGAUAAAAUAAUCGCAGUCUGUGCUGAUGAUCCAGAAUAUAAGCACUAUACUGACAUCAAACAGCUCCCACCUCACCGCCUUUCAGAAAUACGCCGCUUUUUUGAAGAUUACAAGAAGAACGAGAACAAGGAGGUUGCUGUGAAUGAUUUUCUACCAUCGUCUACCGCAACUGAAGCCAUUCAGUAUUCCAUGGAUCUUUAUGCAGAAUACAUAUUGCACACCUUGAGGAGAUAGACAAGUGUUGCUGGUGGCCCAUUCAAUCUUUGAAGAUGUUGAGGUGUUACAUCAUAUUUUUUUUUGGUUGGGGUAUGAAUAAGUUGUAAUUGUCUGGUUGGUUGGACAUUUUGGUCCAGUCCAGGAGGGAGAAUAAGUAUUGUAUUAUGAUGGAUUGUCUAAGAUGGUAAUAAUGUAUUCUUGGAACAGAGGAACAUGCUACAUCUUAG
This is a messenger RNA of Eucalyptus grandis, 915 nucleotides long. RefSeq names its product soluble inorganic pyrophosphatase 1. Gene Ontology annotation, biological process: phosphate-containing compound metabolic process. Bases 80 to 706 code for a protein of 208 amino acids. The record is from RefSeq and is a predicted model, not a curated record. Gene Ontology annotation, molecular function: inorganic diphosphate phosphatase activity; magnesium ion binding. The transcript has 9 exons. Gene Ontology annotation, cellular component: cytoplasm. NCBI's taxonomy places the organism in Eukaryota, Viridiplantae, Streptophyta, Magnoliopsida, Myrtales, Myrtaceae.